Molecule: messenger RNA, 1375 nt
Organism: Tripterygium wilfordii
Lineage: Eukaryota; Viridiplantae; Streptophyta; Magnoliopsida; Celastrales; Celastraceae
Product: chlorophyll a-b binding protein of LHCII type 1-like
Exons: 1
Coding region: 422-1225 (267 amino acids)
Biological process (GO): response to light stimulus; photosynthesis, light harvesting in photosystem I
Cellular component (GO): chloroplast thylakoid membrane; chloroplast envelope; plastoglobule
Source: RefSeq, a predicted model, not a curated record
AUGCUUCCUUAACCCUGCAUUUGGCUUUUACACAUUAAACGUUGCUGUUAACCAAGAUAACAACCACAAACACAACGAGGAUAAAAAAUAAGUUUUAUCAACACUGAAUGCGGCUCCACAAGAACAAAAAUGUGGCUGAUCUAAAUAGGACCACAUGAAUCAAAUUGAUAACAAAGAAUCAGGAAAUCCCCUAAUGAUCUCAAGACAAUCCAUCAAAGCUUUCACCGAUUGGCUGCGAAAGUGAGUAGGAUUUUUGAGUCCUUGUCAUCACCUCUUGAACCAAUGAAGAUAAAGGAGCAGAUCCACAUGGAUAGGAAUGUGGACCCAUCAGACCCUUUAUAAGAGAAACCACCAACCUCACAACACAUUCACUCAUCAAACAACACAUUCCACCGAAGAGCAGCUCCUAUAACCUCAAGACAUGGCAGCUGUUACUCUCUCAUCUACAUUCACAGGCAAAGUCAUUCCUUCGAAUGCACAGAAAGAAUUUCUAUCAGCAAUCCCCAGUAGCAAAGGUAGAAUCUCAAUGAGGAAGACUACAGGAAAGGCAGCUGCCUCCUCGGGAAGCCCCUGGUAUGGCCCUGACCGGGUCAAGUACCUUGGACCUUUCUCUGGUGAGUCUCCAUCUUACCUUACGGGAGAGUUCCCUGGCGAUUAUGGGUGGGACACUGCAGGUCUAUCAGCUGACCCAGAAACCUUUGCCAAGAACAGGGAGCUUGAGGUUAUUCAUAGUAGGUGGGCAAUGCUUGGGGCUCUGGGAUGCGUCUUCCCGGAACUCCUUGCCAGGAAUGGGGUCAAGUUUGGUGAGGCAGUAUGGUUCAAGGCUGGUGCUCAAAUCUUCAGUGAGGGUGGCCUGGACUAUCUGGGGAACCCCGGUCUAAUCCAUGCUCAAAGCAUUUUAGCCAUUUGGGCUACUCAGGUUAUCCUCAUGGGUGCUGUUGAGGGUUACCGCAUUGCAGGAGGACCUCUCGGAGAGGUCACUGACCCUCUGUACCCAGGUGGCAGCUUUGACCCAUUGGGGCUUGCUGAUGACCCUGAGGCAUUUGCAGAGCUAAAGGUGAAAGAGCUUAAAAAUGGACGCCUUGCCAUGUUUUCUAUGUUUGGUUUCUUCGUGCAAGCUAUUGUUACAGGAAAGGGACCUCUAGAGAACCUUGCCGAUCACCUUGCAGAUCCUGUGAACAAUAAUGCCUGGGCUUAUGCAACAAACUUUGUCCCAGGGAAGUGAGAUUGCAAUUUAGAAUAAAAGAAGAAGAAAAAGAAGAAACAUAUGUUAAUCCAUAUCUUUGUGAUGUAAAAAGAGCUUGAGCAUUUCUACCUGAAAUAUUUGGCAGUUUGGCACCAAUACUUCAAAAAAGUCAGAAUAAGCUUUUAUUAA